Messenger RNA from Elaeis guineensis (African oil palm), 2194 nucleotides. Its product is annotated as protein REPRESSOR OF SILENCING 3. The record is from RefSeq and is a predicted model, not a curated record. Lineage: Eukaryota; Viridiplantae; Streptophyta; Magnoliopsida; Arecales; Arecaceae. Gene Ontology annotation, cellular component: nucleus. Gene Ontology annotation, molecular function: RNA binding.
GAAGAGAGAAAAAGGGCACUUCGCUGCUCCCCCGUCGCCGGCUCCGCCGCCCUAAUUGCCGCUCCUUCCUACUCCGCUUUCCCUUAUCUCCCCUCCUCUCCGGCGGGUUCCGACCCCUCCGGCUUGAAGCCGUGAGAGGCUUCUGCAUCCUUUUCCUCAGAUUUUCAGAGAUGAUGAAGCCAUGCAUCCACAUAUGAGACAUUUUUAGACGGAAAGAGAGACUGGAAGAAAUAGUAGCUUGAGAUGGAGGGGGUGCCAGAUUCACAGGUCACCAGGGUCUUCAUUGGCGGUUUAAGUGCUAGCGUAACAUCUGCUGACAUCGAGAAGACAUUUGCCUCACUUGGCAGAGUGAACAAUGUGGAAUUUGUCCGUAGUAUUGACCGGAGCUUUGCCUUCAUGGAAUUUGAGCCCAACUCUGAUAAAGCUCUGGCAAAGCUUUUUGCAACCUAUAAUGGAUGUACUUGGAAAGGAGGGAAGCUUAGACUUGAAAAGGCUAAAGAGCAUUACCUUGCUCGCUUGAAACGAGAGUGGGCAGAAGAUGUAAACCUAGCAACAACAGUUCAUCUUGAUAUGAAGAAAGAUGCAGAACACCUGAAAAUGUCAGAAUGUUUGGACCAGGAGAAGAUGCAGUUUCGAAUUUUCUUUCCAAAAUUGAGAAAGGUGAAGAUAUUGCCAUUUAAAGGAACAGGCAAACACAAGUACAGUUUCCAGCGCACUGAAGUUCCUCCUCUCCCACUUCAUUUCUGUGACUGUGAGGAACAUUACGAGUUGUCCAAAACAGUGGGCCAAGAUUAUCUUUCUUCUCUGAACAAAGCGGCAUAUGAGAAAGAGCGAAGUAUUAUGACUUCUGUGAUGAAUAAGCUUUUUCAAAAGGAAGAAACCGAGAUAUCUGCAUCUGGAAUGAUCAAAUUAGCUGAAAAUGAAAACACUAUGGACCCCUCUAAUAAUGACAUUCAGGUGAAAGAAACAGAGGAAAUUCAGGAGGCAGAUGCAGACAAUCUAGUGACCAACAUUGGGAUGGGGCAAAGCGGUGACAUGCUAGCACAGUUAAGAGGAAGGGAAACACUGUUGGUAAACCAGGAAUCGAGAUUGGCCAAGCUCAAACCAUUUAAAAAUAAAUUAAUGCGAAAUAAGGCACAUUCUCAGAAACAGCAGAAAACUGCAUUAUCUGGUGCUUCGGAAGUUGUGUUGAACCAAGAAUCUGGUCCAAUGGUGGCUGGCAAAACCGCUGAAGAUGAAUUCACUUCGAUACUGCCUAGAAAUAAAAUCCCAGAGGGCCACCAAGAAUUGGAGACUGUUACAGAAGCUCCGGUUCUCAACAGCCAAAUGGAAGUGGAAAGAAGUACUGUUGAAUCAACAAGAAGUAACUCGUGGAUACAGAAAUCCUCAUGGAAAGAUCUUGUUGGUGGGUUGGGCAACAACUCAUUCAGCAUAUCAAAUGUAUUGCCAGGCAUCAGUUCACUGGAAACAAAGCUGCCAAAUGCUAGCGGCCCGGACACAAUCACUUCUGCUGCAAAGAAGAGGAAGGUUCAGACUGAAGUAGAGGGUUCCAAGUCCUUGGAAGUUAAGCGAGACAUCCAACAAAAGCAGGAUGUUGCACCUGAUCUUGUUGAGUUGCCAAGGAAGGGAGAUCGGAACAAAGCAGUUGUGGAAGAUGGAACUGGAGAACCUCAGGAAAAUGGCCAACAGCAACACAAGAGGACUAUUCCAAAAGUCAAUAUUGGUGAAGUUUGCACUUUCAUGAGGAGUGCUGAGUCCGAGAAGCAGUGGACAAAGGCCAAAUCCGCUCUGAGUAGGUACCUCAAGAAGAAAAGUAACGGGAACAAGGAUUCUAAGCUGUUGAAACGCAUGUCAACUCAUGGGAAAUGACAGAGACAAUGAUAUCGGUAAUUACAGGCUCACCAGCGGAAUCUAAUUUAGGAAUAGGUGGAGUGAUUUGUUCUUGAUUUUUAGUCAUUUAAAAAGGCUUUUCCCCCCCUCAUUCCAAUGUCCAUAUACUUGUAUUGAUGGCAAAGUAUUUACAUCAGAGGAAUAUUUAUUUGGAUGCAUCUUUUUCUGUUAACUAUAAUCAGUGUUGAAACAGACUCGGACUGGAUCAACAAAACAGAAACUUGGCUCAGCAUGGCCCUUUUUGCUACUGCGGUAUUGUUUGAGGGAUAUAUUUUCCUUUAUGGUUGAUGUGUAUUUGAGCUCA